AAGUGAACUGCAAUUAUUUUAAGGAAAGUCCUCUUUCUUUUAUACUACAGCGGCUAGGUGGUUAGUUGUAGCUCUGCUAAAAAUAACUAAUUUCCUCAUUUCAUCACAAUUUUCAAUCACAAAUUCAUUUUUUCUUAUUUUUUAGCUGUGGGCUCAUUUGGAGCCAGUUUCUGUCUGUGAAUAUGCUGACCGACAACAUGUUACUGACCCUCUUCUUUGUUUCAGGUGCUCUGGCUGAUUGUCCUCAGUAUUCACACCUAUUCAUUACUGCACCAAAGCAGAUGGAAGCACUGAGUGGAUCUUGUCUGCUAAUCCCAUGUAUCUUUAGUGCUAAACCAGAUCAGGACUUCAACAGUGUAAGAAAAACCUUCGGACUGUGGAUUAAAAGUGACUCCAGAUUUGGCACCAAUAGAAAUAAUGUUAUUUUCAACAGCAGUGGGACAUUUACCACCUAUCCAAUGAGUAUUACUGGAGACCUGAGUCAGAAACAAUGCACCACCUUGUUUUCCAGUUUAAUCACAAGUUAUACUGACACAUACUUCUUCAGAAUUGAGAACGGGCCAUUCACGGCAACAGCUGAUUGUAAUCCUCUUCAAAUAACAGUUCACGCUGCCCCUUUGGACAAAAGCGGUAGUGUUUUUACCACACAAGAUUCCCCCCCGAGCCCCAGAAUUGAGAUCUCAGGUGAUCUGAAGGAGAAGGAGUCUGUCACUAUAAGCUGCUCAGCUUCCACUCCCUGUCCACACUCCCCUCCUAAACUCACCUGGAAUCUCCAACAAGACCCUCCCAACAACAUAGAGGAGAACACAGAUCGGACCUUCACAACUAAAAUCCAGAAGACCAUCACUCUGUCAGACACACAUGAUGGAUUCACCAUCAGCUGUUCUGCCACAUAUCCUGUGAAUGAAGGAAGAGAAGUCAAGACAGCAGAGGAGAGAAAGACUCUCAAUGUUUCAUACCCUCCCAAAGAUGUUAUGGUGGUCAUCAGUCCCACUGAUCCAGUGUCAGUCGGCAGCGUGGUGAACCUGACUUGCUCCUGCAGAGGAAAACAUCCUGUCGUCAACUUUGUCUGGUACAUGAUCAGUGAUGGCAGACUGGAACUGAUCAAAGCUGAUACACAGGUUUAUGGCUUUAAAGUGACCAACGGUGAUCGAGGCAGAGUGUAUUAUUGUGGAUGCAGAAAUGAUCGGGACAUCCAACUAUCAACAGGAUGUCAGCUGAUAUUUGAAGGUGAACAGGUUGGUGUUGAAGUUAUAUUGAAGAUCCUGGCAGUCAUAAUGCUUGUCAGCACAUUGGUCAUCUUUGAGUGCUGGUUUAGAUCAAGAUGCUCCACAGAACCAGUGAAGGACACAGGAGAAGCAGUUUAUGUCAACAGUGCAGUUGAGUUACAUCCAUCAUGAGCCAGAAGGAGAUGAAGAAGAUGUUAUGUUCAACAAACUGUAUUGUUGAUGCUGCAUUUAUUAGCCUUAGUGUGCCACUUGCAAUAAAGUGUAUAGAUUUUCUUUAAAUACUCAA
This is a messenger RNA of Perca fluviatilis (European perch), 1515 nucleotides long. RefSeq names its product sialoadhesin-like. The coding region runs from base 183 to 1400 and encodes 405 amino acids. The transcript has 9 exons. NCBI's taxonomy places the organism in Eukaryota, Metazoa, Chordata, Actinopteri, Perciformes, Percidae. The record is from RefSeq and is a predicted model, not a curated record.